AUGUCAGAGCCCUCAAACAAAUCAUCGCCAGCCAGAACACCAGAAUCUGUUCCUUACGCAACUGUUACAUUUCACUACACGAUGUCAGAUGGUACGCCUGCUACUUUAAAAAGCAAUGAUUGUCUUCGGAAUGCUACAAUAGACGGACUCAAAGAACAGUUUGUGACAACGUUGGGACCUGCAGACAGUCAGAACUGGUACUACGGACGCAGGCUGAUGGCAAACACGAAGACGUUCGAGGAUUAUGGGAUCGACUUUACCGAAGAUGUAGAUAUUGAAGUUAGACCUUCCAAUAAUUGA
This is a messenger RNA of Candidula unifasciata, 300 nucleotides long. NCBI's taxonomy places the organism in Eukaryota, Metazoa, Mollusca, Gastropoda, Stylommatophora, Geomitridae. The record is from the annotation of a GenBank genome assembly.